Molecule: messenger RNA, 2417 nt
Organism: Scheffersomyces coipomensis
Lineage: Eukaryota; Fungi; Ascomycota; Pichiomycetes; Serinales; Debaryomycetaceae
Gene: MET13
Product: methylenetetrahydrofolate reductase (NAD(P)H)
Exons: 1
Coding region: 207-2051 (614 amino acids)
Biological process (GO): tetrahydrofolate interconversion
Cellular component (GO): cytosol
Molecular function (GO): FAD binding; methylenetetrahydrofolate reductase [NAD(P)H] activity
Source: RefSeq, a predicted model, not a curated record
CGACUAAACCAGAUUAACUGAAAGUAUCAACAAUAAAGUCAACAUAUUUAAGAGGUAUAUAGAUCCGAUCUUUUCGUUAAGAAUAGGAUUUAAGAGUGCUGAUAGAGAAAUACAGACAAUAAAACUAUCAACAUCAGAAGACCCCAACUCCUCCCCCUCAUUUUUACUUUAAUUAUUAUAGUCAUUCUUUUUAAUCAACCGUCGAAAUGAAGAUAUCCGAUAAGUUAAAUCAAGCUCAUUCAUCACCUAAUCCUCCUCCUGCUACGUUCUCAUUCGAGUUCUUUGUUCCUAAGACAUCGCAGGGGGUUCAAAAUCUUUAUGAUAGAAUGGAUAGAAUGUAUGAUUUAAAUCCAAUCUUUAUUGAUAUCACUUGGAAUGCAGGUGGUAGAUCAUCUUCUUUAACCAAUGAAAUGGUCUAUACUGCUCAAUCAACUCUAGGUUUGGAAACUUGUAUGCAUUUAACUUGUACCAAUAUGAAAGUUGAAUUGAUUGAUGAAGCUUUAGAAAAGGCUUAUAAAUCAGGUUGUCAGAAUAUAUUAGCUUUGAGAGGUGAUCCUCCAUUAGAUGGAAGUGAAUCUACAGGUGAUUUCAAAUACGCUAAGGAUUUGAUCAAUUAUAUUCGUAAGAAGUAUGGUAAUCAUUUCAAUAUUGGUGUGGCAGGUUAUCCUGAAGGUCACCCUGAAGAAGAUAGUGAUGAUGAUCUCUUGAAGUAUUUAAAAGAAAAAUGUGAUGUUGGUGCUGAUUUUAUCAUAACUCAAAUGUUUUAUGACGUUGAAAUUUUUAUUAACUGGUGUUCAAGAUUAAGAAAGAUUGGUAUUAAUAUCCCAAUUAUCCCUGGUAUUAUGCCAAUUUCUACUUAUGCUUCAUUUGUUAGAAGAGCUAAAUGGUCUGAAAUUCACAUUCCUCAACAUUUCUUAGAUGCUUUAGAUCCAAUUAAAGAUGAUGAUUUCUUAGUUAGAGAAAAAGGUACCAUCUUAUUAAGUGAAAUGUGUAAAAAAUUAUUAGAUUCAGGUUAUGUAAAUCAUUUACAUUUCUAUACUAUGAAUUUAGAAAGAGCAACUAUUAUGAUCUUAGAACAAUUGAAUAUCAUUGAACCAGUUAAAUCUCACGAUAUUAUUGGUGGUGCCGAAUUACCAUGGAGAAAAUCAUUACAUCCUCAAAGAUCGAAAGAAUCUAUUCGUCCUAUCUUCUGGCAAAAUAGAAAAUUUUCUUAUAUCACUAGAACCGCUACUUGGGAUGAAUUUCCAAAUGGUAGAUGGGGUGAUUCCAGAUCUCCUGCUUUUGGUGACAUCGAUCUUUGUGCUACUGAACUUUUAAGACAAUCUCCAAAGAAAGCAUUAGACUUGUGGGGUAUUCCUCAAUCAUUAAAGGAAUUAUCAGAAUUGAUUAUUUCUUAUUUAAUGGGAGAUUUGAAAUCUUUGCCAUGGUCUGAUGGACCUAUUGGUGAAGAUACUGCUGUUUUAGUUGAAGGAUUAAUCAACUUGAAUAACAAAGGUUUCUUCUCCAUGAAUUCUCAACCAGCCUUAAAUGCUGUCAAGUCUAAUGAAAAGGUCUUUGGAUGGGGUCCAAAGAAUGGUUAUGUUUAUCAAAAACAAUACUUAGAAUUCUUUUGUCAUAAGGAUUUGAUUCCAAAGUUGUUGUAUAAGAUUGAUUCUUUCAACAACAAUGAAGGUGAAUCCUCUUCAAGUGUUAUUAGUUACUAUGCCGUCGAUAAAGAUGGUAAUUUAACUACUAAUUGUAAAGAUGACGAUAUCAAUGCUGUCACUUGGGGUGUUUUCCCAGGUGAAGAAAUUUUGCAACCAACUAUAGUUGAAAAGAUUUCCUUCUUAGCUUGGAAAGACGAAGUUUACAGAUUAUUCAGUGAAUGGGUUAACAUUUUACAAAGUAACUUAGUCGAAGCUGAUAAAGAAAAAGUUCAAAAUUUCACCAAAUUGAUUGAAGAAUUCACUAAUGAUUUCGUGUUAUGUAAUGUUGUUAACAAUGACUUUAUCGAUAAGAAUGAAACCAUUUUCAAUUUGAUUGAAGGUUUAAAUGUUCCUGAUUUAAACUAACCUUCAAGCUACAGUCCAGCUACCAUUUACUAAUGAUUUAGAGUCAUCUAUUUCUAAUUUUUUUUAUUCCUAUUCUAUUUUUUUCUAGUUUUUUGCUUACAUUUUUAUUGUUUUCCCAAUGCUUUAAUUCACUUACGCAGGUCAAAAAGAGAUCAACUCAAGGAGCACUCAACGUACUCCGUUAUUAAGAUUAACUUCAACAUUUAAUCUUAAUAUUAUCCCCGUUUUAAAAUGCGAUUACUCGUAUUUAAUAAUGAUUACGAUUUAUGAUCAAUAGUUACGGUUUUUAUUUUUCACAUAUUAUUUUGCAUAUCUUAUUUCUGAAAUAGUUACUUUCAGUAAUAAUCCCUUUAUUCAUUUCAACAA